UAGGACAGUCUAUUCGGAUUUAGACGUUUAUGAUGUUAUGUUAUUAAAAUGGCGGGUGCAAAACCAGCCGUUCAUGUUGUUCAGUUGAAGCCUAUUUGUGUUCCCGAAAUUCUUGUGAAAGGGAAUAAGUUUAUAAAAUGGGACGACAGUUCAACUAUUGGUGUUCCAGUGACAUUGAGAGUGGAUCAGAACGGAUAUAUCCUAUACUGGCGAGACCAGAACAAGCAACCUGGGCAGCCGGGUCAUGAUGGCGGAGACAUGGAUUCUCUGGACAUUUCCAUCAUUCGGGACACAAGAACAGGAAAAUAUGCAAGAGUGCCUAAAGGGGAGGGAAAACUACGCGAGUCAUGUAUGAUAGGACCGCAAGAUGUUCCAAUUGAGGACAAAACCGUCACAAUAGUUUAUGCCACUGACAUGGUGAAUGUAGACUAUGUCAACUUUGUCUGUGCAAGCAGAGAACUUGCAGCGUUGUUGAGUGAGGAGUUACUGAAGUAUGCCAAUAACAUGCUGGCCCUGAAUGGCAGCUGCCUUACAUUCCUGGAAAAGGCGUACACCAAACUUGUACAUGUAUUAGAUGUUAAUGGAAAAAUACCUGUGAAAAAUAUUAUAAAGAUGGUAACAAAAGACAACAAAGAAGAUAGGAGACGAGUGGAAAAAGCUGUAGAGGCAACAGGAUUUAAAGCUUCAAAAAAUGAUACCAUAGAUCCGAACAAGUUCACAUUUGAUGAUUUCUUCACAUUCUACAGACAUUUGGUGGGUCGGACAGAGUGUGAUAAAGUGUUUGAUGAGAUCGGUGCAAAGAAGAAGCCAUAUUUGACGUCCGAACAAUUUGUGAAGUUUCUCAACAAUGAGCAGAGAGAUCCACGUCUGAAUGAGAUCUUGUAUCCAUACUACACUCAGAAACAGGCCCUCGAGCUUAUACACCAGUAUGAGACGAAACCAAAUAUGUCGGCAAAAGAACAAAGUAGUUUGGAUGAGGGUCAUUUUUCUCAGGAAGGAUUUCUGAAGUUCCUAAUGUCUGAAGAUAACAACUUGAUUCCAGCAGAGUACCUAGAUCUUAGCCAAGACAUGACACAACCUCUCUCACAUUAUUUCAUCAACUCUUCCCAUAAUACAUACCUGACAGGUCAUCAGCUGACAGGAAAGUCAUCAGUAGAGAUUUACCACCAGGUGUUGUUGAGUGGUUGUAGAUGUAUAGAGCUUGACUGUUGGGAUGGGAAAGGUUCUGAUGAAGAACCUGUAAUCACACAUGGCUUUACUAUGUGUACAGAAAUUGUGUUCAAGGAUGUGAUAGAAGCUAUUGCAGCAAGUGCCUUCAAAACCUCAGAUUAUCCAGUUAUACUUUCCUUUGAAAACCACUGCUCGGUCAAGCAGCAAGCAAAAAUGGCUGCCCAUUGUAGAAAUAUAUUUGGAGAUAUGUUGUUAGUGGACCCAUUAGAAGGCUUCAGUCUUGAACCAAAUAUUCCAUUGCCAAGCCCUGAACAUCUGAAAUUCAAAAUUAUCGUCAAAAAUAGGAAAAAACAUUUCCAUAAAAGUAAACAAAAAGUAACCUCUCCAAAAACUUCAAACCCAAGGAAACAAGUUAAACAGAACAGCUUAGAUGCCAGUGGAGAAGACGGCGUUGUGACAAUUAGUGUUGGAGGUGAGGAAAAACUGCCAGUGACUAAAACUGAGAGCACAUCAGAAAGCAUGGAUGAGAGCCAGAAACCGGAAGAUAUGUACGACUCUGAGUCAUCGGAGAGUGAUGAUGAUGAUGAAGUGACCGGAUUGACUGAAGAAGAGGAGAAAGAAAGACAGAGGGAAAAACGAGAAAAGCUUGAUGAUGACUCUGAGGAGAGCGAUCCAGAGAUGUAUUGUGGCGAGUACAUGGGUACCGCUGGUUCGGAAGCUGAAGCUGGUAUGGAGAUGUCCGAGCUUGUAAAUUAUGUGCAGCCUGUCCAUUUUCACUCCUUUGAUAUAUCGGAAAAAAAGAAUAGGGCUUAUGAGAUUUCCUCAUUUGUGGAAACCCAGGCAACCAAUUUGCUGAAGGAAUAUCCCGUAGAGUUUGUCAAUUACAACAAGCGACAAUUGAGCAGGGUAUAUCCACGAGGGACCAGGGUAGAUUCCAGUAACUUUAUGCCACAGAUAUUUUGGAAUGCAGGUUGUCAGCUGGUUGCACUGAAUUUCCAGACAUUAGAUUUAGCUAUGCAGCUUAACCUUGGUAUCUUUGAGUACAAUAACAAGACAGGAUACAUUUUAAAACCAGACUUUAUGAGACGCCAGGACAAGCACUUUGAUCCAUUUGCGGAAUCUACAGUCGAUGGAAUCAUUGCAGGAACUGUCUCAGUUAAGGUGAUAUCAGGUCAGUUUCUGUCUGACAAGAAGGUUGGAACAUACGUGGAAGUUGACAUGUAUGGAUUGCCUACUGAUACGUCCAGGAAGAAGUUCAGAACUAAAACUGUACAAAACAAUGGUAUCAACCCAGUGUACGACGAACCUCCAUUUGUGUUUAAAAAGGUUGUAUUGCCAAAUCUAGCUGUGAUCAGGAUAGGUGUGUAUGAAGACACUGGUAAACUGAUUGGUCAUAGAGUCCUAUCUGUGGAAGCUCUUAGGCCAGGAUAUCGCCACAUAAAUCUACGCAAUGAAAACAACCAGCCACUGGUAUUGCCUACCUUGUUUGUCCAUAUAUCUGUGAAGGAUUAUGUGUCAGAUAUGCAUGCAGAGUUUGCUGAGGCAUUGUCCAAUCCACUGCAGUACCUUUCCAAGUUAGAUCGUCAUGAGAAACAGCUGGAAGUUCUCUUUGAUGAUGAAGAAAUGGAUGAGGAUGAGCCAGAUGCUGCAAUGAUUCCAGAAAGUAGUGGCCGACGACUUUCCAAUCCAUCCCCAAUAAAGCCGCGGCGUAACGGCAGUCUGCCAAAUGUGUUCAAUAAUGGGGUGAACGAGAUGCCGAGACUCACACGAACACCAUCCAACCCACAGCAUUCGCAGUUGAGCAAGAAAGAAAGCAUUAUCUCUAGCAACUCUACACAAAGUGAUAAUUCUGGUGUAUCUGGAGCUUUAACUGGGGUAUCUCGGAUGCCGUCCAAUGAAAAUGUGGUAAUGGGUAUUUCCGUAAUCUCAACAACUAAACUCAAUGAGCCAAGUCUGUUGAUGCCAACACCCCUUCCAGAUCUUAAGAAAGAGAAAUCCUACUUUAAAAUGUUGGUAAAGAGAGAUAAAGACCUGGAAGUUCUGAGGAAGAAGAAUGAUAAGGCUCAAGAGAACAUGAGGGAACUCCAUGCUAUAGAGGAGGAUAAAGUGUUAACUAGCCAGCAGAAGGAGAAGGCUGCACUCGAGAAGACACAUGCUAAAGCUUUGAAGAAGGCUGGCAAGAAUGGGUCUGCAGAACAAAUACAGAGACAAAAUGCUGAAGAAUUUACAAAGUUGCAGAUUGAACAUGAGGAAAGAUUACAAGCCCUGCGUAAGUCUCAUGCUGAAACGUUUGUGGCAAUGUGCAAAUCACACUUUCAAUCUGAAGUGGAUGUUUGCAUGAAACAUAGUGACCCUAUCUAUGAUGCACUGAGAAAAGUAAUGGACCAAAAUCAUAAGGAACAUGAGCAAAGACUCAAGGUGAUACAUGACCAGGAAGUGAAGGAUCUGACCAAGAGGAUGGAUGCUCAAACAAAAGAGGAGAUGAGAAAUCUCCAGAAGAAACACAGAGAUAAACAAGCAUUUAAUAGAUUAAAAAGAGAGAACCACAAGAAACAUAUAGACACUGUAGUUAAUGAAAGACAAAAAUUGAAAGAAGUAUUAGAUCUCCGACUAGAUGAGCUAAGAAAGAAGUUGGACAUUGUUAAAGAGGACUUGGAGAGAGAUAAAUUUACAGUAGAGAAACAGUUCAAUGACCAGUUUGCUGAAAAGUGCGCCAAAGUUAGGGAACAACAUCGCCAUCUUUUAGAAACGGACAGUACAAGUAGCACAAUUACCCGUCAUUCUACAGCCAAUGGUAAUGAGGAACACUACAUUAAAACACAGUUAUAGCAUCCAGUUAUGUUUCCAUAGCAACAUUUACAUCCUUGGCAACAGUAGAGCAACAGAAACAGAGGAUUGGGAAAGCAACAGUGAAAUAUGCACCAGAAAUGAUGGGCCUAUGUGUUUUGCAUAUAUGAUGGUUGUCAAAUUUAAGAAAUUGUAGUUUCGGCUUUCAAGAAAAAAAAAAUGUAUGAAUGUUAUAUUUUAUGAAUAUAGUAGAAAAAUUUAUGUCAGUUUUUUCCAAUUAUAUAUUUUAUUUCUCAGGUUUUUGUUCGGUAAUGUGUGAAAUGGUAAGAAAUAGCAUUGAAGUUACAUGUUCAUGUGUUAUCUAUACACAGCAAACUUUUCAGUUAUUCUUUGUUUUUUUCCUACUAUCCACAAUUAUGUUAUUCAGAAUUGUUGAUGAAAUCAAAAGAAACACCAACACGACAUAACCAGUUUUAAACAUGUUUUACUUGUUUUUUUU
Mercenaria mercenaria is the source of this 4456-nucleotide messenger RNA. RefSeq names its product 1-phosphatidylinositol 4,5-bisphosphate phosphodiesterase beta-1-like. NCBI's taxonomy places the organism in Eukaryota, Metazoa, Mollusca, Bivalvia, Venerida, Veneridae. Gene Ontology annotation, biological process: lipid metabolic process; phosphatidylinositol-mediated signaling. The transcript has 35 exons. Gene Ontology annotation, molecular function: calcium ion binding; phosphatidylinositol-4,5-bisphosphate phospholipase C activity. The record is from RefSeq and is a predicted model, not a curated record. The coding region runs from base 49 to 3999 and encodes 1316 amino acids.